AUGAAUACUAGUAAAACAUGCGACAAUGGGGGUCAAAAGAGGAAAUCCAUGGAUAGAUCUCAUAAUAUUAUUGAUCCUUCUUCAAUAAGAACAAAGGGAUGUGGGAAGAGACUAAAAUCAUCAAAGGAGAAGUCAACUUCAAAGUCCCGGUUAUGUCGUGGAUGUGGGCAUCGAGGUGUGUCACAUGACAAACGCAAUUGUCCAAGUUUACAGCAAGGAUCAACUAUAGAUAAUCAUCAUAACAGCGAUGACGACACAUAUGAAGAAGAAUUGGCAUCAAUAGCGGGUCCUGAUAAUCUAGAUAACUUGAGGAAGUUUGCAAAGCAAUUCUAGAGACGAUCACUUGAAGCUGCAGCAUCUAAAGGUGGAGAAAAUGAUGAUAUCCCAGAUCUAAUGCUUGGAGAGACAUUUGAGUCGGCUGCAUAAUCUUGACAAUGAAUUUUUUAUAUAUAUUUCAUAUCAUUUUUGGAAGCUUUAAUUAAAUGUUGCAAUGAUGGGCAAUUUUUUUUAUCUGUUAGUGUUAAUCUUUAUCGCUUACUUUGAAUUUUGAUUGUAAAUUGUAAAUUCAUUUAUUCCCAUAUGCAUAAGACAGUUACAAUACA
Zingiber officinale is the source of this 602-nucleotide messenger RNA. RefSeq lists its product as uncharacterized. Bases 1 to 333 code for a protein of 110 amino acids. NCBI's taxonomy places the organism in Eukaryota, Viridiplantae, Streptophyta, Magnoliopsida, Zingiberales, Zingiberaceae. The record is from RefSeq and is a predicted model, not a curated record. The transcript has 3 exons.